This is a messenger RNA of Diplodia corticola, 3807 nucleotides long. Its product is annotated as phosphate metabolism protein. The coding region runs from base 1 to 3807 and encodes 1268 amino acids. Lineage: Eukaryota; Fungi; Ascomycota; Dothideomycetes; Botryosphaeriales; Botryosphaeriaceae. Gene Ontology annotation, molecular function: calcium-activated cation channel activity. The transcript is spliced from 3 exons. Gene Ontology annotation, cellular component: plasma membrane. The record is from RefSeq and is a predicted model, not a curated record.
AUGUCGCUCCUCAAUAAUCUGACCAGUUCCGAUCCGAAUGCCGGCAAGGCCACGGCGGCUGAGGGCAUGUCCUUCAACCAGCUGAUGGCCUCGCUGGCUACGGGCAUGGUCUUCUUCGGCAUCUUCUUCUGGACAUUCUACCUCAUGCGUCAGAAGUACCGCCGCAUCUAUGCUCCGACCACUUAUCUUGUGCCCGAACGCCAGCGCUUCGACCCUCCGCCUCACGGCUGGUUUGCCUGGAUCAAGCCUGUGUUCGAAACGAAGCGCAAGCCGUUCGUCGAGAAAUGUGGCCUCGACGCCUACUGUUUCGUGCGCCUCCUCUUCAUGGAAAUCAAGAUAUUCCUGCCACUCAUGGUCGUUGUUCUGCCUGUUGUUAUCCCCCUCAAUGUCUAUGGCAUCGACAAUCCCGGCAACAGCGGUCUCGACGAGUACGGUUGGGGCAAUCUUAGCACCACUCACACCGGCCGUUACACCGGACAUCUCGUUAUGGCUGUCGUCGUCCUGGUCUGGGUUUGCUACGUCUUUUAUACCGAGUUGCUCAACUACAUUCAGGAACGUCAACGCUGGAUGACCUCGCCCUCUCACCGCAUCCGCGCUUCGGCCACGACUGUGCUAGUCAGCAAUAUCCCCGACAAGUGGUGCAAUGUCGACGCCCUCGAUGCCCUGUUCGACGCCUUUCCCGGCGGCAUCCGCAACAUUUGGAUCAACCGCGACUAUGGCGAUCUGCUGGACAAGAAGAACAAGCAGUUGGAAAUUGCCAGGAGGCUGGAAAGUGCAGAGACGGCCUUGAUCCGUAACUGCAAGCGCAAAGCCCUGCAGAUGCGCAAGAGGGAAGAGAAGGUCAAGGGCACCAAGAAGACCCAAGAGCAGAGGGAUGCCGACGACGCACACGACCAACGUACCGCAGAAGCCAUGGCCAACGAUGCUGGUAUCACUGUCAACAGCCCCAACGUUCCUCACGACAUCGAUGAGGAGCUUGACCAAGCCAUGGACACGCACGAAGAUUCCAAAUCCACCAAAUCUGAAAAACGAGGCCGCUUGCCAAUUCCUUUUGGCCAGGGUUUGCAGGCCGUCGGCCGUGGGUUUGGCGCUGUUGGACAUGGUAUUGGUCGCGGCUUCGGCGCCGUCGGUCAUGGUAUGGAGAAGUUCGGUCAGGGAACCGCCGAAGGGGUUGUGAAGGGGUUUGGAAGGGCUCGGUAUGGCAUUGAUAAGAGCUUCGGUGCCGCCAAUCCUGUUGGAUACGUCCCAGAGUUUGAUGGCUCCCAGGAGGAAUUCGCAGACAACGCCACUCAAGGUGGGAAUCUUGGUCCUUCCAAAGACCAUCUCAAACGGCACGGAACGGCGCCGGAGAAGAGUCAUCACGGUAGAAGUCCUCGUCCCAACCGCGACUAUCUCCAUAGGGGAUCCGAUGGAAAGCGCGUCGCCUCGAACGGCUCUCCUUUUACAAAUGGCGCCAUGAAUUCUUCUCCGGAUGUCUCUCGAUCUCGCGUGCGCAAUAACACAGAACCGCCGAUUGAAGAAGAAAAAGACAAGGACGACAGCGAACUCCACCACAUGAACCCUCUGCGCCUGUUCCGGAGAAACAGCGCAUUUCCCAGCCCUGAGCCCUUCCACCGCGAAUCUGACGAAUUCCCGCUCAACCAUUCUAUACCUCAGCUCGACGCAACCGGAGAGGAAUCUCCCGACCCCGCUGCCGGCCACUCCAAAGACAUGGACGAGAUUACCAAAGCCGCCGAGACUGAGGAAGAGAAGCGGCAGAAGGACAAAUACGCAAAGAAGCCUCCGAUCAUUGACUGGGACAAGUAUAGAGCCGAACUCGAAAGGGAAAACGCAAGCGGCGCAUGGACCACGUACCUAACACCGAAACAGCGUGAGACCAUGAGGUUAUCCCUAUUCCCUCGCUGCAACUGGUGGUGGAAGAUUUGGCCAACCUGGUGGUUCUCUUUCGGUGCUAAGGUCGAUGUCAUUGUCUACUGCCGGCUGCAGCUGAUCGAGUUGAACAAGGAAAUCGAAGAAGACGAGAAGAACCUGGACAAAUUUCCUCUCAUGAAUUCGGCCUUCAUUCAGUUCAACCACCAGGUUGCGGCCCAUAUGGCUUGCCAGUCUAUCACGCAUCACAGGCCAAAGAACAUGGGUCCGCGCGUCCUCGAAAUCGAUCCGAAGGAUGUCAUCUGGGAUAACCUCUCCACGCCGUGGUGGACUGCGUAUUUGAAGACGGCCCUCGUCAUUGCUAUUGUCAUUGGCAUUGUCAUUCUUUGGGCCUUCCCCAUGGCCUUCGUCGGUUUGCUGUCCCAAUUGGACAGUAUUGCUGACGCUGUCCACUGGCUCCGCUGGGUUGCCAACCUCCCCAAGUUGGUAAAGUCCCUUGCUCAGGGUGCCCUGCCUCCGGCUCUCCAAGCAGUCCUUCUUCUCGUACUUCCCAUGAUUAUCCGUCUCCUUGUGGAUUUCUCAGGCGUUUCUACAGGCGUCGAAGCCGAGCUAGAGACUCAAGGCUACUGGUUCAUCUUCCUAUUCGUCCAGGUCUUCCUUGUCGUCACCCUCAGUUCCGGCAUCACGAGCACGAUCGAUCAGAUUAUAAACUCGCCAUUGGAUGUACCGCAGAUCCUAGCCGAGAACCUCCCCAAAGGAUCGAACUACUUCUUUUCUUACCUCCUUCUGCAAGCCCUUUAUGGUUCCGCGCAGCAGCUGGUUCAGCUGCCCCAGCUCUUCAUGUGGUUCGUCAUGGGCAAGAUUCUCGAUGACACGGCUCGAGCCAAGUUCAACAGGCAGAAGACACUACCCAAUACCAUGUGGGGUACUCUGUUCCCUGUACAUACGAACUUCUGUUGCAUUGUCAUCAUCUACUCUAUCAUCACUCCGUUCAUGCUCAUUUUCGGAACCUUCGUGGCUGCCCUCUUCUGGGUUGUUUACCGCUACAACUCGUUCUACGUGCUCCGCUGGAGCGUCGACAGCGGCGGUCUCUACUUCCCCCGCGCCGUGAAUCAGAUGUUCACGGGAUUGUAUGUCAUGCAACUGUGCCUCAUCGGCUUGUUCUUCCUGGUCCGUGACCAGAAAGGCAAUGUGGUUUGCGCGCCGCAUGCGAUUGUCAUGAUUGUGACGUUGAUCCUGACGGUCAUCUAUCAAUACAUGCUAAACAAAUCGCUUGGGCCGCUUUUCAAAUUCGUACCCAUCACCAUGGAAGAUGAGGCCCAGGAGCGGCAGGAGGCAUUUGAGGCUGCGCUGGCAAAGAAGUGGGAGGAGCUUGAAGAAGAGGAGCAUGAGAAGCCUGGGGAGAUCAGCAGCACCUCAUUGCGCGAGAAGAGCAGCGCCAUCGAGCUUCAGGACUUGGAAAACCAAAGGCCGCCAACGUCGCGCAAUUUCACAGCCAUCACCAAUGCCUCAACUACGUCGACGGAUAGUCGGCCCAAGCGCCACAGCCGGCAUCACCGCAACACGAUACACCAACACCAGCAGCCGCCGCCGGAUCCGGAAAUCGCCAAGACGCCGCAAACGGCCGGGUACCUCUUCGAGGGGUACCACGAUGAAUUGGAGGAUUUGACGCCAGAUGAGCGCGAUGUGCUCGUGCGAAAGGCGUUCGAACACGCAGCGCUGCGGAUGACGAAGCCAUGUAUCUGGAUUCCGCGCGACGAGUUCGGCAUUUCGGACGACGAGAUCAAGCACACGGCGGCACUCAGUGACACUCUCCCUGACGAGGACUGGGGUAUCUGGAUUACCAACCAGUACACGGCGCUCGAUGCGAAGGCUAGGGUCAUUUUCAGGCGUCCUCCGCCUGACUUCAACUCGGCCGAGGAGUUCAUGCAGCUGUAA